GGUCCCGGGGCCUCUCGAGCGCGGGGCGCGCCUCUAGCCGGCCGGGCGCCGACUCCAACUGGGGAGAGUUUUCCGCGAUGCCGGGACGGAGAGCGGGGGCGGCGCCGCACCUGCGCCCGCCCUGCGGAGCGGGGACGCCCUGGCUCCCGCCAGGCUGGGGUCGCGGCGCGGGCAUCCGUGCCCGCGGCGGGGACCGGGACCUUCGGGGCGAGUGCAGCGAUUGGGGCAGCGGCGGGGCUCCCCGGGAUGGCUGGGGCUGCUCAGACCCGGAGUCCGCUCGAUCUGCAGGGUCGAGGUCUGGGUCGCGACCCCGAGCGCCUCUGCGGCCUGAGCAGGUCGGGGUGGGGCGUUUCCAUGGCGGCGGCCGCGGGGCCUGGCGUGCGGGCGCCUCCGCGCCGCCAGGGGAGGGGGCAGUGCCCUCCGAGCCAGAACAGGGAUGUUGUUGGGGCUGGCGGCCAUGGAGCUGAAGGUGUGGGUGGAUGGCAUCCAGCGUGUGGUCUGUGGGGUCUCGGAGCAGACCACCUGCCAGGAAGUGGUCAUCGCACUAGCCCAAGCAAUAGGCCAGACUGGCCGCUUUGUGCUUGUGCAGCGGCUUAGGGAGAAGGAGCGGCAGCUGCUGCCAGAGGAGUGUCCAGUGGGCGCCCAGGCCACCUGCGGACAGUUCGCCAGUGAUGUCCAGUUUGUCCUGAGGCGCACAGGGCCCAGCCUGGCUGGAAGGCCCUCCUCAGACAACUGUCCACCCCCGGAACGCUGCCCAAUUCGUGCCAGCCUCCCUGCAAAGCCACGGGCAGCGCUGGGCUGUGAGCCCCGCAAAACACUGACCCCGGGGCCAGCCCCCAGCCUCUCACCCCCUGGGCCUGCACCCCCUGUGACACCCACACCAGGUUGCUGCACAGACCUGCAGGGCCUGGAGCUCAGGGUGCAGAGGAAUGCUGAGGAGCUGGGCCAUGAGGCCUUCUGGGAACAGGAACUGCGUCGGGAGCAAGCCCGGGAGCGAGAGGGACAGGCACGCCUGCAGGCGCUAAGCGCGGCCACUGCUGAGCAUGCCGCCCGGCUGCAGGCCCUGGAUGCUCAGGCCCGUGCCCUGGAGGCUGAGCUGCAGCUGGCAGCGGAGGCCCCUGGGCCCCCUUCACCUAUGGCAUCUGCCACUGAGCGCCUGCGCCAGGACCUGGCUGUUCAGGAGCGGCAGAGUGCGGAGGUGCAGGGCAGCCUGGCUCUGGUGAGCCGGGCCCUGGAGGCUGCAGAGCGAGCCCUGCAGGCUCAGUCUCAGGAGCUGGAGGAGCUGAACCGGGAACUCCGUCAGUGCAACCUGCAGCAGUUCAUCCAGCAGACUGGGGCUGCGCUGCCACCGCCCCCACAGCCUGACAGGGGCCCUCCUGGCACUCAGGGCCCUCUGCCUCCAGCCAGAGAGGAGUCCCUCCUGGGCACCCCCCCGAGUCCCAUGCUGGUGCCCAGCCUAGGCCCCGAGGGUAUGUCUGCGCUCCACCUCCCCUGGGGCACCAGGCCCUCCUGUGGCCGCAGCCACCUCAGCCUGUGUCCUCCCGCAGUGGCCCCCAUGAAGCAGAACUCCUGGAGGUAGCAGCAGCUCCUGUCCCCGAGUGGUGUCCUCUGGCAGCCCAACCCCAGCCUCUGUGACAGCCUACUGAGGGCUUCAAGACCGGCCUGCCUGGACUACAGAAGGAGAGUUGGCGGUCACAGAGGGCUCCUCCACCGCACAGUGGGAAGCCCUGGGUAUGGCCUCAGGAGCUGGGCGUGCAGUGGGGGACUGCCCUAGUCCUUGCCAGGUCUGCCAGCACCCUGGAAAAGCAUGGGGCGUAGCCAGCUCAGACCUUGCCAGGCCCCAAAGGCCACGACUGCCUGUUGGGGACAGGAGAUGCAUGGACAGUGUGCUCAAGCUGUGAGCAUGUGCUUGCCUAUGGGAGGGGUCCUUCACUGUGUGUACACGGCAAAAGCACGUGUGUGCCACUUCCCCUACCCCAACGUGAAAACCUCAAUAAACUGCCAGAAGCGGCUUGA
Molecule: messenger RNA, 2016 nt
Organism: Rhinopithecus roxellana (golden snub-nosed monkey)
Lineage: Eukaryota; Metazoa; Chordata; Mammalia; Primates; Cercopithecidae
Gene: RASSF7
Product: Ras association domain family member 7
Exons: 5
Coding region: 437-1579 (380 amino acids)
Biological process (GO): signal transduction
Source: RefSeq, a predicted model, not a curated record